CAGAGGCGGGACUUCCUGUGCGUUUGCCGAAGGAGCUUCCGGUGGAAGGGGAAGUCCCCCUGAGAGCAUCCGCCGCAGGGACCCGGAGGCACCGGCUGUUGGGUGCUUUCGCUGCCAUGGGCAAAAGAGACCGGGGGGAUCGCGAUAAGAAGAAAUCCAAGAAGCGGCACUACGAGGAUGAGGAAGAAGAUGAAGACGACGUCCCUGGGAACUACUCUCAGGAAGCGGUCCCCUCGGCGGCCGGGAAGCAGGUGGAUGAGUCUGGCACCAAAGUGGAUGAAUAUGGAGCCAAGGACUACAGACUGCAGAUGCCGCUGAAGGACGACCACACCUCGAGGCCUCUCUGGGUGGCUCCUGAUGGCCACAUCUUCUUAGAAGCCUUCUCUCCAGUUUACAAAUAUGCUCAAGACUUCCUGGUGGCCAUUGCAGAGCCAGUGUGCCGACCAACCCACGUGCAUGAGUACAAACUAACUGCCUACUCCCUGUAUGCAGCUGUCAGUGUUGGGUUACAAACUAGUGACAUCACCGAGUACCUCAGGAAGCUCAGCAAGACGGGAGUCCCUGAUGGAAUUAUUCAAUUUAUUAAGUUGUGUACUGUCAGCUAUGGAAAAGUCAAGCUGGUCCUGAAGCACAACAGGUAUUUUGUUGAAAGUUCCCACCCUGAUGUCAUUCAGCAUCUUCUUCAGGAUCCAGUGAUCCGGGAAUGCCGUCUACGGAACUCCGAGGGGGAGGCUACAGAGCUCAUCACAGAGACCUUCACCAGCAAGUCUGCUAUUGCCAAGACUGCUGAAGGCAGUGGUGGGCCUUCCACUUCCCGGGUGACAGAUCCACAGAGUAAAUCUGACAUCCCCACAGACCUGUUUGACUUUUAUGAACAAAUGGACAAGGAUGAGGAAGAAGAAGAAGAGACCCAGACAGUGUCUUUUGAAGUUAAGCAGGAGAUGAUUGAGGAACUCCAGAAACGUUGCAUCCAUCUGGAGUACCCUCUGUUGGCAGAAUAUGACUUCCGGAAUGAUUCUGUUAACCCUGAUAUCAACAUUGACCUGAAACCCACAGCUGUCCUUAGACCUUAUCAGGAGAAGAGCCUUCGGAAGAUGUUCGGGAAUGGACGUGCCCGUUCUGGGGUCAUUGUGCUUCCUUGUGGUGCUGGGAAGUCCCUGGUUGGCGUGACAGCUGCAUGCACUGUGAGAAAGCGCUGUCUGGUGCUGGGCAACUCCGCUGUGUCUGUGGAGCAGUGGAAAGCCCAAUUCAAGAUGUGGUCCACCAUUGACGACAGCCAGAUCUGCCGCUUCACCUCCGACGCCAAGGACAAGCCCAUAGGCUGCUCCAUUGCCAUUAGCACCUACUCCAUGCUGGGCCACACCACCAAAAGGUCCUGGGAGGCUGAGCGAGUCAUGGAAUGGCUCAAAACUCAGGAAUGGGGCCUCAUGAUCCUGGAUGAAGUCCAUACCAUACCAGCCAAGAUGUUCCGACGGGUGCUCACCAUCGUGCAGGCCCAUUGCAAGCUGGGUUUGACCGCAACCCUUGUCCGGGAAGAUGACAAAAUCGUCGAUUUAAAUUUUCUGAUUGGGCCCAAACUCUAUGAAGCCAACUGGAUGGAGCUGCAGAACAACGGCUACAUCGCCAAAGUCCAGUGCGCUGAGGUUUGGUGCCCAAUGUCUCCUGAAUUUUACCGGGAGUAUGUGGCAAUCAAAACCAAGAAACGAAUCUUGCUGUAUACCAUGAACCCCAACAAAUUCAGAGCUUGCCAGUUUCUGAUCAAGUUUCAUGAAAGGAGGAAUGACAAGAUUAUUGUCUUUGCUGACAAUGUGUUUGCCCUGAAGGAAUAUGCCAUUAGGCUGAAAAAACCCUAUAUCUAUGGUCCUACAUCCCAAGGAGAGAGGAUGCAGAUACUCCAGAAUUUCAAGCACAACCCCAAAAUCAACACCAUCUUCAUAUCCAAGGUGGGUGACACAUCGUUUGAUCUGCCAGAAGCAAAUGUUCUCAUUCAGAUCUCAUCUCAUGGUGGCUCCCGGCGGCAGGAGGCCCAGAGGUUGGGGCGAGUGCUCCGAGCCAAAAAAGGGAUGGUUGCUGAGGAGUACAAUGCCUUCUUCUACUCACUGGUGUCCCAGGACACACAGGAAAUGGCUUAUUCAACCAAGAGGCAGAGGUUUUUGGUAGAUCAGGGUUAUAGCUUUAAGGUGAUCACAAAGCUUGCUGGCAUGGAGGAUGAAGAGCUGGCAUUUUCCACGAGAGAAGAGCAGCAACAGCUCUUACAGAAAGUCCUGGCGGCCACUGACCUGGAUGCUGAGGAAGAGGUGGUGGCAGGAGAAUUUGGCUCCAGAUCUAGCCAGGUAUCUCGGCGCUUUGGCACCAUGAGCUCCAUGUCUGGGGCCGACGACACCGUGUACAUGGAGUACCAUUCGGCUCGGAACAAGGCUUCCACGAAGCACGUGCACCCGCUUUUCAAGCGCUUCAGGAAAUGACAUCCGUAGGGUCACGUGGGUGAGGGCUGGGUCCUCGGCACCAACAUCAGAUAGGGAUUUUCCACAUCCUUAUUCUUUGCUCUAGCAUUGGCCAAACUGAUCUAGAGGCGAUGUUUGUUAACUGUGUUGAGGAAAGUGGAUCAAGAGCUUGGUUCUGUUUUCAUGGGUCAUCCAGGGCUUAAAGAAAGUUGGGAGACUCUGUUUUUUGGGUUUUUUUCCCCCAGACCCCUUUUCAAUCAUGGGCAGUGGUCAUUCCUGUAUAUAAAUAUUUGUAAUAUUUAAGAUGUAUUUAUCUUAAUGUUCUGAAUAAACAGAAGUGGAGAAUUUGACCACUCUUGAUUACAGGUGUUCUGCCUUGUCACAGGCCCUUUUUGUAGCAGGGACUGAGGAGUAAGAUGGGGCCCAUCUCUGAGGAGCUCUACUGGGGAGACACACCCCAAGAUAAAGAAGACCUGCUUCUUGGUGUUGAGGCAUGGACAGGGCCAAGGCUCAGAGAGAGGGAAGAGCUAGAGCUGCCUAUUCACCGUUUAGCCUCUGUGCCUUCAAUGCUAGGCACCCCUGUGUGCAGGUCCUCUUGGUCACCUGAAGGCCAUCCAUGCCUAGGAAGCCACCGUGCACACAGGCCCUACAGUUGGGCUUCACCGAGAGAGUGAGCUCUUACUUCUUCCCCAGAUUCAUUUUUGAUAUUGUUGGGAGGCUGGGUUCCUUUUCAAAUAGCAGUGUGAUGUUCUUGGGUCUUUAAUAGCUAGUUCCUUUAUUCUGAGAAAUGUCUUUUUCUCUCUUGUUCUGGGCAUGAAAGAAAAGAGGGAAAGAAAAGGCAGGAAUGUUUCAUAAAAGAGAGACACACAAGGCAUAUAUAGGUCACAAAGAAUAACUUGUUAUUUUGAGGAGGAGGCUUAUCCUAAUAGGCCACGGUACUUGCACCUGGGGAGUGUUGAAAGCCUGUGCUAAAUAAAUAAGGCCUCUAAAUUUGGAGUCCCUGCCCACCCUCCCACCACCCCCCUGGGGCUCCGCAGCAGCAGCAGCAGCAGUAGCAGCAUUCUGUUUCCUGUCAUCAGACACACCUCUACGGCUGUUCUGUGAAGCAGCUGCAGACCAGGCAUGGGAAGACAGUACCUAUUUGAUCAGGAGUGCUUUGCAGCAAGAGCCACCUUACCCGAAUUCCACUUCUCUGAGCUGACUUUUGGGGCCAAACACUCAUAGUCUGGCCAGCAGCUAGCUGCUCUGUGCAAACCCCAGAAAUGGCCCGGAGCAGCCAGAUCUGAGGCCUGCGCUCAGGCAUGUAUGCACUAAGGCCUGUAGGGCUGCUCAUUACUCACCCUGAUGGGCUGGCACCUAAAUGUCUUAGACUUGAUCACAACCGGUAUUAUUUCCAGAUUCUUAUCUCCUGUUACACCUUUCUGCUUGAGAUACUCAAUACCAAAUACUUCUUGUAUCUUCACAUUUCUGCCCUUGGUUCUCACUGUUUUCUUGUUCUGUAAUCUGUCUACUGAUAAUGUGGACUUUUACCCAAGCCCUGUGAUCUAGAAAAUGGGGACUGUUAAAGAAAUCCUCCAUUUUUUGUGUUCUGGAAAAGUGCUUACUGUAGAGAGCAACCUUCCCACAUAUGACUUGGACAAGACUAGAGGAUGCCCCCUUUGUUUGCCUGUGACAAGGCCAGACACAGAUCUUCCAUGUUCCCAUUUUUUGCCUCUGCUGUGCUAUGUCCUUUAUGGUGUUGGUUUUCUUCGUUUUUUAUAUUUGUACCUAUUAGUCUGAGUUCUGUCUGUACCUUAGGAGCUGGUGUAUAGUAGGUGCCUAGUGACUGUUGAAUUGGAUUCUUAAAAGAGUUUAUGGACUUAAGAAAAGUUAAAGAAAAAUCUUUAAACACUU
This is a messenger RNA of Lutra lutra (Eurasian river otter), 4337 nucleotides long. RefSeq names its product ERCC excision repair 3, TFIIH core complex helicase subunit (gene ERCC3). The transcript has 15 exons. Bases 117 to 2465 code for a protein of 782 amino acids. Gene Ontology annotation, molecular function: DNA binding; hydrolase activity; ATP binding. Gene Ontology annotation, cellular component: transcription preinitiation complex; nucleotide-excision repair factor 3 complex; transcription factor TFIIH holo complex. Gene Ontology annotation, biological process: hair cell differentiation; embryonic organ development; transcription initiation at RNA polymerase II promoter. The record is from RefSeq and is a predicted model, not a curated record. Lineage: Eukaryota; Metazoa; Chordata; Mammalia; Carnivora; Mustelidae.